CAGGGCUGAACCUGGAGGGCGGGUUCAUGUCGCCGAUGUCCCCGCCGGAGAUGAAGCCCGACACGGCCAUGCUGGACGGGCUGCGGGACGACGCCACCUCCCCGCCCGCGUACCGCAACUACCCCCCGAACCACCCGCUCAGCGGCUCCAAGCACCUGUGCUCGAUAUGCGGGGACAGGGCGUCGGGGAAACACUAUGGGGUUUAUAGUUGCGAGGGCUGCAAGGGCUUCUUCAAGCGGACGGUGCGCAAGGACCUCACCUACGCUUGCCGCGAGGAGCGCAACUGCAUCAUCGACAAGCGGCAGAGGAACCGCUGCCAGUACUGCCGCUACCAGAAGUGCCUCGCGUGCGGCAUGAAGCGCGAGGCGGUGCAGGAGGAGCGGCAGCGGGCCGCGCGCGGCGCCGAGGACGCGCACCCCAGCAGCUCUAUACAGAUCGUGCUCCAAGAGCUGUCGAUCGAGCGCCUCCUGGAGAUGGAGUCGCUGGUGGCGGACCCGAGCGAGGAGUUCCAGUUCCUGCGCGUGGGGCCGGACAGCAACGUGCCGCCGCGGUACCGCGCGCCCGUCUCCAGCCUGUGCCAGAUCGGCAACAAGCAGAUCGCGGCGCUGGUGGUGUGGGCGCGCGACAUCCCGCACUUCAGCCAACUGGAGCUGGACGACCAGGUGGUGCUCAUCAAGAGCUGCUGGAACGAGCUGCUGCUGUUCGCUAUAGCCUGGCGCUCUAUGGAGUACCUGGAGGACGAGCGCGAGAACGCGGACGGGUCCCGCAGCUCCGCGCCGCCGCAACUCAUGUGCCUAAUGCCAGGCAUGACGCUGCACCGCAACUCGGCGCUGCUGGCGGGCGUGGGGCAGAUCUUCGACCGCGUGCUGUCGGAGCUCAGCAUGAAGAUGCGCGCGCUGCGCAUGGACCAGGCCGAGUACGUGGCGCUCAAGGCGAUCAUACUGCUCAACCCAGAUGUUAAAGGACUGAAAAACCGACUAGAAGUCGAAGCAUUACGGGAAAAGAUGUAUUCCUGCCUGGACGAGUACUGCCGGCGGUCGCGCAGCAGCGAGGAGGGCCGCUUCGCCUCGCUCCUCCUUCGCUUGCCCGCCCUACGCUCCAUCUCGCUCAAGAGCUUCGAACACCUGUUCUUCUUCCAUCUCGUGGCGGACUCCAGCAUCGCUAGUUAUAUCAAGGACGCGCUAAGGAGCCACGUGCAGACCAUCGAUACUAACUCUAUGAUGUAG
Plutella xylostella (diamondback moth) is the source of this 1226-nucleotide messenger RNA. RefSeq names its product RXR type hormone receptor (gene USP). NCBI's taxonomy places the organism in Eukaryota, Metazoa, Arthropoda, Insecta, Lepidoptera, Plutellidae. The record is from RefSeq and is marked provisional. Gene Ontology annotation, molecular function: sequence-specific DNA binding; nuclear steroid receptor activity; zinc ion binding. Gene Ontology annotation, biological process: regulation of DNA-templated transcription. Gene Ontology annotation, cellular component: nucleus.